AUGUCUGGCGUUUGGAUCUUCAAGAAUGGUGUGAUCCGACUAGUCGAGAAUCCAGGAGCUGAAGCUGUGGAUGGAAGCAAGCAAGGGUUAAGUGGUAGUCGCCAGAAAGUGCUAGUUCACGUUCCUUCUAAUGAAGUUAUUACUUCUUAUGCUGUUCUUGAAAAUAAGCUAUUUUCAGUUGGGUGGGAGAGGUACUACGAUGAUCCUGACCUCCUCCAGUUCCACAAAAAAUCCACCCUUCAUCUCAUCUCUCUUCCUAAGGACUUCAGCAAGUUCAAGUCCAUGCACAUGUAUGAUAUUGUUGUCAAAAAUCGUAAUAUAUUUGAAGUAAAACACAUGUAAUAUUACUUGGACGUCGACUUAUCGAUGCAUAAUUAUGCCUUGUGUAUGUGUGUGAGAUUAUGGGUGUGUGCUUGAUAAUUAGGUCAUGAAUUAAUGGCUACAGUGAAGGGUUUGCUUUGGCAACCACGUAGUUGGUGUCUGAGUCGUAGCUUCUUGUGGGAAUGAAAAUUAAACU
Molecule: messenger RNA, 517 nt
Organism: Manihot esculenta (cassava)
Lineage: Eukaryota; Viridiplantae; Streptophyta; Magnoliopsida; Malpighiales; Euphorbiaceae
Product: flowering-promoting factor 1-like protein 3
Exons: 1
Coding region: 1-342 (113 amino acids)
Biological process (GO): regulation of flower development
Source: RefSeq, a predicted model, not a curated record